AAUCUACCAUACGAGAGGUAGUACGCUAGGAAAUGAAAUGUGAACUUGACAGCGCGACACGCAAUAAUUAUAUUGAUAAACUUCUAGGGGAGUGUUGAUAUCGCUAUGGCGGACAUAGUACUGGGACAGUGGAGUGACGCUUGACGAGGCAAAUGGGCCAAGAGACAUGUUAUCACUAAAAAACCGGUUUUUAACCACAUCACCAUCCAGGACUUUCUUACAUUAACAGCUCGUUUACUUCCUACACCUGACGGGUUUGUUUGUUUCUGUGCGAAUGUAUAACCGCUUGUCGUUUUUGACACUGUGCAAAAGAUAAAUAAGUACCGCUCGAAUGGAUUAAGGACCUUCACGUUGAUGAUGGACUAAACUUGAGAGUAAUUAAGAGAAAUCUUUAGUUUAGCAUUGAUUGACGGAAAUUGACAAUGAUCAAUAGUACGGUUUAAAUAUACGUCCUUCAUAUAGACUUUCACUAAUAACAUGUGUAUAUACAUGUAGAUAUAUCAGUUAUCGAUAGGUAAUAAGCCGUGAAAAAAAUUGCUACAUCACGGCUGCUACGGCAUACCAUGGGAAAAUUUGCAUAAUAGGUCAAGAAGUCCAAGUCUAGAGUGAAAUAUGUAACCCUCGGUUUCAUCACCACAGACUAAACAGUAAACUGAUAGAGAAAGGACAAAAAGCUUGUUUUAAAGGAAACGCUUUUAUCGUGGAACAAAAACUGACGCAGUCAUACAGACUCAUCAGAAGGUGGUUGUAUAUGUACGGACACUUUUAACCGGGAAAACGACAAUUAAAUCAAGGAUGGUGUCUAAUACAAUGACACACAGUUGAAUUGUUUUCAAGUGUGGAUCGCCGACGUCAUUUUAUCGGAGAGCAGGAUCCCUAGAAUAUACUACAGCGGCAGUAGCCUCAACAGUAAUGGACCCCAACGUUACCCAGAGUAACAAUACAGCAUCCGUGGACGCUUCAACAAACGAAUUCUCUUCGGUGGAACUCUAUAUAGAAGGAGUGAUAUUAUCUAUAAUAUGUCUUUUGGCUAUAGGUGGAAAUACAUGCAUAUGGGUCAUCAUAUGUCGGUCAAAAGAACUCCGGACAAUGACCAACUACUUCAUCCUCGGUUUAACCACAGCAGAUUGGUUGGUGUCCGUUUUAAACAUGCCUGUGACAGUGUUUACCCUGUUUUUAGGGGGAGACUGGCCCUUAUCGGAGGGCGCUUGUGUAAUGUUUGGAUUUCUGAACAUGCUGACGUUAGUAACUAGUGUUUUGUCACUCUGCAACAUCAGUAUCAAUCGUUACGUCAUGGUGUGUAAGCCGAUAUACUUUCGGAAAAUCUACACAAAACGUAAUACAGCAUUAAUGAUAACAGCCUGUGUAACUCUUUCUGUGACGAUAUCUCUCCCUCCACUGUUCGGAUGGUCAACGUAUGACUUCAUAAAAGUACAGUCUUUUUGCUUCUGCGAUUGGACCGUGGAACCGUCGUACGCCUUCUUCAUGAUCAGUUGCUGUUUUGGGGUUCCGUUUGGUGUUAUGACGGUCUGCAACAUCUUGAUAUUCCGCACCGUCAGAGCUAGCAAGAGAAAAUUGGCACCACAAGUUCCAAAGUCAUCUAAUGGACCAACCAGCUGCCAAACUAUUCCAGAGAGAUCCUCUGAGGGUAACACGGAACCAGCAGAACAAUCCAAAAAUAAUUACUUAAAUGUUCCAAAUAGCCUUGUUGUACCAAAAAUACCGGUGGAGGAAGAAUCAACAUCCACCUCGCACGAAAAAGCCCAGUUGACAAAAAGUAAAACGUCUGUCGCAAGUUCAAACACUUCAGCUAUUUCCAGCACAGGUAUUUCCUUAGACAAAAUAAAUACAUCCGAAUUAAUCACAGUUUAUCUGCCAGAAGACGAGUCUAAAUUAACUUACGAAACCAUGUCUACUAGUAAUAAUAAAUACGAUGUGAGUGUGACGAAAUCAAGUGGAAAAUCUGUCAAAAAACACAAGAUAUUUCGAAUUCACCGAAAAAGUAAGCACGGAAAAGCUCGCGCUGAGGAGAUUCGUCUGGCCACCGCACUAGCUGUAGUUGUUGUGACGUUUUUCUGCUGCUGGUUCCCAUACUGUAUAAGUAUGGUGCUGUCAAUGUUUGUUCCGACAGGCGUCCCUAGGGGGUUGCAUAUGACCACUCUGCUUAUCGGGUAUUUCAACAGUGCUUGCAAUCCUGUCAUUUACGGUGUCAUGAACAAAAAGUUUGGAGACGGCUUUAGGAAAAUAUUUUGCUGGUGUAGAAAGUGACGGCAAAGAAUUAAUAUGGAGACGCACAUUUUACGUCAAGCAUUUAUCGCCGGAAAGGUUUAGAUUUCCAAGGAAGAGAACACAAGAUGUUUUAAGAACUACUGGAUGAUUUAAUCCAGCAUCAGCGGCCAGGUUCAUCAACGUAUCUUAUCUGUGGAAAUUCUUCAACUUAAAAUUUUCCAUUGGAAUGCAUUACAGUAUCUAAGGAAGGUUCCUUGACUAAGAUUUCACCCUUAAAUUGUUUAAUGUUUUCCGGUGAAAAUGUUUAAAGUUAAGGAAUUUUCCUUAAGUUAAGGAACGUUGUUGAAACCGAAAUCUAAUUAACAUUAGCCUUGUCAUUUCCGCUCCUCUAUCAUGCAUUGUAAUACAAGAACAGUGUGUCGCAGAGUAUCGUAGAGGAGCAAAAAUUACAAGUCUAAUAUCAAUUAGAAAAAUGAAACUGAUGCCAGUUUAUAUACUGAUAAUGAUUCGAUGUCGUACAGAAAGGUGUUCAACCAUAGCACGUCCUUAAAAAGCCAUGGCAGUUAAUAGAACGUUAAUCAAAAUAAACCAAACAAAACCAGCGCAUCAGCAAAGGGAGAUAACUCAAUACUUCCCCAGAAUUGCCAUUCUUUACCCUAAUACGAGGAAAUGACCGUAAGGAAUGACAACUCGGGUACCGUAUGUGUUGACAAAUAUGUUGACAGUGAGAAAAGCAAAGUUUUUAAUGCAAUCAGUUAUAAUUAAGGAAGACAACAGUAUAUACAUUAACUUAUUAAUUGAAACCUUGAUACCUGAAAUGACAGGGAAUCGCAAGAUAAAGCAUGAAAUCAUUGAAAUCAUGAGACACAAAAUGGCCCUUUUCUAAAAUAUCCAAAUUGAAAUUUGAAUCUGAAGACUUACUGCAAUUAACAUUCCCAUCGAUUAGCGUUGCUAUUGACAAUCGUUGUUGGUAUAUUUUUCAUUGUUUUUUUUUUUUUCAUGUUGUGUUGCUUCCUCCCCAUCGAUAGCUGGGAUUGUGCAUUUAUUCAAUGGGAGAUAAUCCUGCUAUUCCACAAAAAAGGGGACAAAGAAUUAAAUUUAAUCAAAGAAUAUCAAUUCAUGUAUGACCGGUGUUACUAAUCGGAGGCAGCAAGUAGUUAGUGGACUGUUAUGUAAAUAUAAUGAUAAAAAUAAUGUAAUCGGAGAUCUAUACUUCUAUAAUAAGUGAGUUAUAAAGCAUAAUCUGCGAUAACGGCCAUGAAUCAUUGUAAGGUCUAGGAGACAGGAGUUCACACAUCAGCAAUUACUGUAUAUCAAGGGAAAUAACUCUGUUAAUUGGAUAACGUUCCCAUACACCUACAAAUUUAUCUUUAAACAAUUGUAUUGGAGAAAUGGAGAAAAAUAUGGUUUAUGAUUGAAAAAAAAAAAACAUUCAGAGAGUAAAUCACAUAGUGUAUGGACAUGUGUAAGAGUUCACGGGGACUAGUCACUAAUUCCCAAACAGCAGUCCAUAUAAUUUACAUGUACAUCUGUAUUACAGUAUCUAAAUUCGUGUCAAGUCCCUGUGUAAAAUUUUAUAGUAGGUUAACUACGUACAGUAGUAGCAAGACGGGUAAGUGUGAAUUCACUGAAUUGUGAUAAGUAUUCAGGGGAGAUAAACCACGGUAAGUAGUGUAUGAACACGUGUAAGAGUUAGCAAAUAUGCAGUAUGACGUGUACACAGGUGUGAGCGGUAAUGUGUGAAGUUGAUAGGAGAUCUAAUAUGUUAAUAUCAGUUCAACAUAUUCUAGUCUUUUUUCAAGUUGAAAGACCAUCUUUUCCAGCCUUCAUUUUCUCAGUUAAUUGCUUAGCAUAUGUAUUUGUAACUCUCUCCCGGAUCUGUUGAAAGUAGCAAUUAUCGAGAUUAAGAAUAAUUGUCAAAGUUGCUCUUUAAUUUUUCACUUUCGUUUUGUUGUUUGUACAGUAUAUUGCAAUUAAAUACUCGCAUCUAUUCGAAGACUUUGAUAUAGAAAGACUUGAAAUACCUUCUUUUACAAAUAAAACAUCUCUGGUUCACUAGUACCAGGGCUAGUACUUAAUGCUUUUCGUCAUAUUGAAGGUUAUGAUUUUGUACGACCCCCCCCCCCCCCC
Molecule: messenger RNA, 4359 nt
Organism: Pecten maximus
Lineage: Eukaryota; Metazoa; Mollusca; Bivalvia; Pectinida; Pectinidae
Product: alpha-1D adrenergic receptor-like
Exons: 2
Coding region: 913-2268 (451 amino acids)
Biological process (GO): G protein-coupled receptor signaling pathway
Cellular component (GO): membrane
Molecular function (GO): G protein-coupled receptor activity
Source: RefSeq, a predicted model, not a curated record